Maylandia zebra (zebra mbuna) is the source of this 1267-nucleotide messenger RNA. RefSeq lists its product as uncharacterized. The record is from RefSeq and is a predicted model, not a curated record. NCBI's taxonomy places the organism in Eukaryota, Metazoa, Chordata, Actinopteri, Cichliformes, Cichlidae.
CCCGCCAAACUUGACCAGCUGAUAGCAAGGUUCACUGAUCGCGCACAUCAAUGCACUGUUCAGUCAGCUGCAUUGACUAACAACACUGAUUUGCUAGCGUUUGUCAUCUCCAGGAAGGUGGAGGAAGCAGAGCUGCCAGAGGAGCUGAAAGGCUUUCUCUGUAAAGCCGCUGACACGAUUCUGAAUAUGUGCGCCACUUCAGCGGUGUGUUCCUCUCGCAUCGCUGCCUGGCAGACGAUGGUUCAGAGGGCAACCUGGCUCCGCCUCUUCCCUCUAAGAUUAUACAAUCUCACAGGGAAAUAGUGCAAGCAAUUCAUAACAUAAAAUUUAGAAGCUUAGUGGAAGAUAAUACUUUAUGUUGAGGGUUUAGUCUGCAUACUGAACACCUCCACUUAUAUGGAUUUAUGUCUGGAUGUGUAAAUUAAUCUUUUGCAUGUUAGAAAAUAAGGUCCAGGUUGCAAAAAAUGGUAGAUUUUUAUUUUUUUAUUUAUUUUUUUUGAUUGAAUCAGAAUUUUGGCCUUCAGAUUUUUUGUCCUCUCCCAUCCAGGUCAGUGCAGCGUUUCAUAGGAUCACGACCCUGAACCUUGAACCAAAGUUCAUGUCAUCGUUGGACUUGUAUUCAUCCAAACUCCUGUCCUUGUUUCAAGCCAAGAAAGGUGCUGCUGGACAACGCCACAGGGCACAGUUAAACCUUCUGCUUCAGAGUGGAAAUUCCAUCGAGAAAAAACGAGAAGUCAUCAUCAGAUGUUUCAUUGACCAUCUGGGAGAGGAUCCAAGUGUCUUAAUCAAAACCUUUGAGGACGGUGCUGAUGCUGUCUUUGUUGAAGAGGCUUUGGCUGAGGAGGUGAUGAAGAUUUACCUGCUGCAGAAUCAAGACAGGUCAGGCGAACCUACUGAUGUGGGUAUUGUUAUUGAAGGCGUUACUGUUCUGGGCAAACUUGGGAAUCUGAGCAAAGCCUGUUGCUAUCUUUUGGGACUGUGCUAUGCUCUGGAUCUGAAAUACCCCAAGAAUUUCAAAUGCACAUUUGAAGCAUUUCGAAAAGUGUUCAUGGAGCUGGAUCCAGGAAACCUUUCUGUCAAGGUUCAAAGACUGAAAAAUGACCUCUGUUCAUUGUAGACAAAAUUUCACAGGGCUGUUCUUAAAGUGUUAGACUUGUUAAGUGACAUGUAAUGCUCAUCAAAAGGUUCAGUUGCGACAUUACAUUGUUUUGACAUUCCUGUUCAUAAAUAAUGUUUGUCCCAUAAACUGUGUUUUUGUAUUAACUUU